CAUUUAUCAGCCGUUUGUCGCAGGAUGCUGAACGAUACUAUGAGUUAAAACGUUGAAUUGAUUUCAUAUACCAUAGCCGAUUGUUUUGUGCUCGUUUGCUUCUUGCUAAUUAAAUUUACGACUUUCGUUGCUGGUUGCAAUAAAAUUAAUAUCGCAUUUGAUUUGAUAAAAGAAAACGCGUUUAAAAAGUUUCUUUAAGUUUAACGUAUUGCAAUUAGAAAACGUCGAAAAGAUAUUGAAGAAAAGUGCACAAAUCACAUUGCUUAGAAUCGGCCCAUUGGAAAAUAUUACAACGAAAAAGUGUGUACCAAUAGUUGAAACCAAAACAGUUUUGAACAAUUUUCGAAUUUUAAUUUCAAAAAUCAUGAUCAUAAUAUCGAAUUCGUGUUAAGUGCUUUGAAUAAAAUAGUGAACCAAAAACACUUUGACUUGUUUCCAAUAAUUAUUGCAUUACAUUCAAAUUUUAUAUAAUAUAAGUGAUUUUUUCAAUUUUUUUCUUCAUUUUAUCUGUGGGUAAGAAUCAGCUAGCAAAAUGCAAUCAACCGAUCCCGGUGGUCCUGGUCAAAUGUCACCAGAUCAAAUGAAAUCGUCAUCGUCAUCGUCAUACUCAUGGGAGGCAACCAAAACAUGGAUGAUCCGAUGGCGGGGCUCUCGUCAACUGGUCCUCGUCAUCGUGGCUAUUGCCCUGCUAUUGGACAAUAUGCUACUGACCGUUGUAGUACCAAUCAUACCGGAAUUUUUGUACGAUAUACGACAUCCGAACGCAACAUUGGAUAGUCUGCCACGAAUACCGCUCACCACACCAGCUCCAUGCGAUCGUCCUACAGAUGGUACCGAAGUUACAACGCUGUCUGCUGAAAAUGCUAGUUUCUACGCUGAAUUGGAUAAACGUCACAAAGAAUUGGUCGGAGAGACUGUCGAAAUCGGUAUUAUGUUUGCUUCAAAAGCUUUUGUUCAACUGCUUGUGAAUCCAAUUGUCGGUAUUCUUACUCAUCGCAUCGGCUACAGCAUUCCAAUGUUCUGCGGCUUCAUCAUUAUGUUUAUUUCAACCAUCAUUUUUGCAUUCGGUCGUUCAUACUGGGUUUUAUUUGUGGCAAGAGCACUUCAAGGUGUUGGUUCAUCAUGUUCGUCGGUGUCCGGUAUGGGAAUGUUAGCUGAUCGUUAUACGGAUGAUAAAGAACGUGGCAAUGCGAUGGGUAUAGCUUUAGGUGGUUUGGCAUUGGGUGUAUUGAUUGGCCCACCAUUUGGCGGCAUAAUGUAUGAAUUCAUUGGUAAAACGGCACCGUUUUUGAUAUUAUCGGCAUUGGCUUUGGGCGAUGGAGUAUUGCAACUAUUUAUGCUUCAACCAAAGAUUGUUCAACAAGAUGCGGAUCCACCAUCACUCAAAUCACUUGUAUCUGAUCCAUAUAUUCUGAUUGCUGCAGGUGCCAUUACAUUUGCCAAUAUGGGUAUUGCAAUGUUGGAACCAUCAUUACCAAUUUGGAUGAUGGACAAUAUGGGCGCUAGUCGAUGGGAAGUUGGUAUUGCAUUUCUACCGGCAUCAAUAAGCUACUUGAUUGGCACAAAUCUAUUUGGACCAUUGGGCCAUAAGAUUGGACGUUGGUUAGCCGCUUUGCUUGGCCUAGUCAUUAUUGGCAUUUCGUUGCUUUGUAUUCCACUUGCCACGUCCAUAACACAUUUAAUUUUACCAAAUGCUGGUCUUGGCUUUGCCAUUGGUAUGGUGGACUCAUGUAUGAUGCCUGAGCUUGGUUACCUUGUCGAUAUCCGACAUUCAGCUGUUUAUGGUAGUGUUUAUGCAAUUGGCGAUGUAGCAUUCUGUGUUGGCUUUGUGGUUGGACCAGCUUUAAGUGGCACGCUUGUGAAUAGUAUCGGCUUCGAAUGGAUGUUAGUGGGCAUUGCUUGUUUGGGUUUCCUUUAUGCACCUUUGUUAACAUUUUUGCGUGCACCACCAACCAAAGAAGAGAAAAAGGUAAGUGAUGUCAUAACAAAUGGUGUCGCUGCCAUUACAAACGAUGAUAAAGGCGAAAAGAAAGGCAUCUUCAAUAUUGCAAUGACACUUGACAAUGGUGACCUUGCGCUUCCACAAUCAUCAUUGAACGGCAAUUGCACGGCAACCGAACACUGCGUUACCAAAUUAUAAAUUAUAAGUUAUUAUUCAUUUUUUUCAUUGUUGACUUUUAGUUUUUAUGAUUAUUUUUAAUUUUAUUUAAAAAAAAAACGAAAAUUCCACAUUUUGCAACAAGUUUUUCUUUGGAUUUUAGUUGAAAAUUGAGUAAAUAGUAUAUGUAGCAAGUUUUUUUCUUUCUACAAGAAGAAAUACAUACAUUUGUGUAAAAAGGGAACUGCAAAUGCGAAGAAAAAUGCUCGUCUUUAUUACUUACAAUUGCCGUAAACAAAUAGACACACACCCAUACACACCCAUCGCCAGUGAAUAUCAAAUGAAUUUUUCCAUUUUAAGUUUAAAUUAUUUAUAUGUUGGAAUUUUAAUCUGUAUA
This is a messenger RNA of Contarinia nasturtii (swede midge), 2495 nucleotides long. RefSeq names its product synaptic vesicular amine transporter (gene Vmat). Gene Ontology annotation, biological process: transmembrane transport; xenobiotic transport; aminergic neurotransmitter loading into synaptic vesicle. The record is from RefSeq and is a predicted model, not a curated record. The transcript is spliced from 9 exons. Gene Ontology annotation, cellular component: terminal bouton; synaptic vesicle membrane. Bases 533 to 2140 code for a protein of 535 amino acids. NCBI's taxonomy places the organism in Eukaryota, Metazoa, Arthropoda, Insecta, Diptera, Cecidomyiidae. Gene Ontology annotation, molecular function: serotonin:sodium:chloride symporter activity; xenobiotic transmembrane transporter activity.